Messenger RNA from Fusarium vanettenii 77-13-4, 1497 nucleotides. RefSeq lists its product as uncharacterized. The transcript is spliced from 2 exons. NCBI's taxonomy places the organism in Eukaryota, Fungi, Ascomycota, Sordariomycetes, Hypocreales, Nectriaceae. The record is from RefSeq and is a predicted model, not a curated record. The coding region runs from base 1 to 1497 and encodes 498 amino acids.
AUGUCUGACCCGCAAGGAUCCAAAGCCACCGAAAUCGAGUGUGAAGGCGGCAGUGCCGCUUCAUGCCAGACACCUACAAACGAUCAAGGACCAGACAACCACGAGGCUCCAGUGGAGAAGCUUCCGGACCGGGUCGAGCAACCUGACAAUGCUUAUCUUGUCAAGAUGCCCAGCGAAAUCAUUCUCUCCGUCACGGAGCAUAUGGAUCGGCAGAGCUUGAAAAGCCUGGCCUUGACAUCCUUUGGGUUGCACAUCACCGUACGCGCCGAGUUCUAUCGAAGCUCAAACUACGAGACCUUCCGCCUAGCCUUGGAGGCGGGUGAUUUCGCAACGAUUGAACGAUGUGACGAACACAACGCUGCCCCUGCGGACGCCACCUGGGUGGUAGAGCGUAUAUUAACAUACCGAGGCGAUCAUACGUCCAGUUGCUUUGACUUCAGGCCAAUUGACUCCCUGAUGCUUGCCUUUGAAAGGGACAAGAUGACACCGAGUCAAUGCUACGCUAUGCUAUGGUGGCUGGUGGAGAAGGACAGUGACAUGGCCACAGCCUGCAUCCCCAUAUUCUACUGGAUUGCGGGAAACAUGGGCAAUGAAUUCCAAUUCGCAAAGACCAUGAAGCACAUACCGCACUCGUUUCUACGUGCCUUUGCGGUAGAAACUGACAGGGCCAAGCUCGCCGGCGCUGCCAUCAGCAUUUGCUUCUUGUCAGAGCGAGACUUCAAUUUCCCGCGAGAAAUACUUGUCCAGGGUAACGCCGAGGGUUACGGACACAAGUGCAGGAGCAGAGAGUCACUCUCAGAGUUUGCGCCUCUAAGGUUCGAUGACAAGAGUCCCAUGGAGAGGAUGAUGAGGUCGGCUUGCCCGCCUAUGGUGCUCGAGGCAUUUCUUAAGCGGCUACAACGACAAGGCGCAACACUGACUUCCCCUCUUGAGCGAUGCCCGGAGAGCCUCCGAUGCACCCAACCCUUGAUCUCUCUCACGCGGUUGCCCCCUGACCAAUGCAUGAGCCCAGACGUUGAAGACACCUUGAUGACCAAGUAUUCUAACCUGGUAGUGGGACUCUACAAUGACCUCCUUGAUCCUCUGAUAUGGAGGCCGGCAUACAACGGUGAGAUUGGUGAUAUUUGGGAGAGGAAGUUGAAGCUGCUGGACACGUACCAAGGGAUCGAUGAAAUCGAGAAGCGCCAUCUCCUCUCAAUCCUGGCAGUCUUGCGAAAGAUUGAGGACAACAGCUGGAUCAGACGUGAUGAAGAAGCCUGCUUGCGGGAGCUCUUAUCAGCACUCCCCGACUCUAGGGAUGAGUCCGAGAUCCUGAAGGUCAAUGAGGAGGGCGACCCGGCCGACAGGGUGCAUCGAUUCUCCUUCAAGCGUUUCCACAACCCCAUGGAUUUGUGGCGUAAUAGGGACAAAUCAUCUCAUUUGUCAUGCCAUCUAUAUUGUUUGUUCCCUACUCGUGUUGAGAUGCUUGCAUAUACCACUACUUCCUCCGUUUCCUAA